AUGCCGGCCCCCAAGCCCAAAGACGUCCAACAUGAAUUCUCCAACCUAGCCCAUGAACUAGAAGGCUGCACCUGGGAACAGCUCCAGCAGCGAUUCAUAGAAGAAAUGGACGAACGGUCCAAGGCGGAAAAUAACCUGCAAAAAGAGACCGCCGAUCUCCUUGAAGUGUUUAUGGCUUGGUCACAAACUACUACCUUCCGUGAUGAGGACCGGGCAUACAAGAGGUUUAAAACCCGAAUGGAUCAUGUCCAAAAGUCAGAAGAGACCCUAGAGGAAAAGAAGACACACUAUGCGAAUGUUGUUAAGGCCUUUGAGAGUGCUCUAGCACUUCUUCGAACGGAGUAA
This is a messenger RNA of Arthroderma uncinatum, 345 nucleotides long. RefSeq lists its product as uncharacterized. The record is from RefSeq and is a predicted model, not a curated record. The transcript is spliced from 4 exons. NCBI's taxonomy places the organism in Eukaryota, Fungi, Ascomycota, Eurotiomycetes, Onygenales, Arthrodermataceae. The coding region runs from base 1 to 345 and encodes 114 amino acids.